Molecule: messenger RNA, 2212 nt
Organism: Hipposideros armiger (great roundleaf bat)
Lineage: Eukaryota; Metazoa; Chordata; Mammalia; Chiroptera; Hipposideridae
Gene: IGFBP4
Product: insulin like growth factor binding protein 4
Exons: 4
Coding region: 291-1067 (258 amino acids)
Biological process (GO): regulation of insulin-like growth factor receptor signaling pathway
Cellular component (GO): extracellular region
Molecular function (GO): insulin-like growth factor I binding; insulin-like growth factor II binding
Source: RefSeq, a predicted model, not a curated record
AGCUUGUCCGGGGCAGUCGCUCAGCCCCCUGUCCCCCUGCUGCCCGCCGCCUGGGCCCGGCCGAGGAUGCGGCGCAGCGCCUCGGCGGCCAGGCUCGUUCCCCUGCAUCCUGCUUGCUAACUUCCCUGGUUUCGUCCCUGUCCGCCAGCGGGACCGCCCCGUCUCCCUGCGGUCUCCGGGUCGGGUUCUCCAGGCGCGCCGGGUGCUGCCUCCCUGUGCCCCCUGCUGCCAGCCCACGCGCCCGCACCCUCCGCCCGCGCCCCGCGCCCGCGCCCCGUCCUCGCCCGGUCAUGCUGCCCCUCUGCCUCGUGGCCGCGCUGCUGCUGGCCGCCGGGCCCGGGCCGAGCCUGGGCGACGAAGCCAUCCACUGCCCGCCCUGCUCCGAGGAGAAGCUGGCGCGCUGCCGCCCCCCCGUGGGCUGCGAGGAGCUGGUGCGGGAGCCCGGCUGCGGCUGUUGCGCCACUUGCGCCCUGGGCAAGGGGAUGCCCUGCGGGGUGUACACCCCCCGCUGCGGCUCAGGUCUGCGCUGCUACCCGCCCCGGGGGGUGGAGAAGCCCCUGCAUACGCUGAUGCAUGGGCAAGGCGUGUGCAUGGACCUGGCGGAGAUCGAGGCCAUCCAGGAAAGCCUGCAGCCCUCUGACAAGGAUGAGGGUGACCACCCCAACAACAGCUUCAGCCCUUGCAGUGCCCAUGACCGCAGGUGCCUGCAGAAGCACUUUGCCAAAAUUCGAGACCGGAGCACCAGUGGGGGCAAGAUGAAGGUCAUCGGGGUGCCCCGGGAGGAAGCCCGGCCUAUGCCCCAGGGCUCCUGCCAGAGCGAGCUGCACCGGGCCUUGGAGCGACUGGCUGCAUCACAGAGCCGCACUCACGAGGACCUCUACAUCAUUCCUAUCCCCAACUGCGACCGCAAUGGCAACUUCCACCCCAAGCAGUGCCACCCGGCCCUGGAUGGGCAGCGCGGCAAGUGCUGGUGUGUGGACCGGAAGACAGGAGUGAAGCUUGCGGGGGGCCUGGAGCCGAAAGGGGAGCUGGACUGCCACCAGUUGGCUGACAGCUUCCGAGAGUGAGCCCUACCAGUAGGCAGGGGGCUCAGUGCCUCCUGCUACCCCAUCCCCUGGAGGCUGCAGAGCUGACCUGGAGCCUGGGUCUGAGUCCUGGCUCUGCCUCUGGCCCAGAAGUUUCCCUCGGGGUGUUUGUUUGUGUGUGUGUGUGUGUAUGUGUGCGUUUAUGAGCAUGGGUGUGCCCUUGGGGUGAGCGGGAACCUAGGGUUGUCCUCUUUGGGCUUAGAUAGCCUGAGAGGUCUGAGAGUGGCAACGGGGAGCCCUGGUGUAUUUCCACAUUGAUCCUGGCUUCAUUCAUUCAUUCAUUCAUUCAGCCAUCUGAAAACGUUGAUUGACCACAUCCUGCACGCCAGCUCUAGUUUUCAGCACUGGGGGCUCUUAUUCUGACUUCCUCUGAUUUGGACAUGUGGGGCCACCUCCUAUAAGAUGAGUGCAAGCCUGUGGGAGAAGUCUCCCAUAAUCAGAGGAGGAAAGUAGACUUGUACCUUGACCAUUGUCCCUCCCCUCAAUCUAGUCAGAAAGUGGAGGCCAUAGGGAAGGUGUGGGGUAUAGCAGAUGGCUCAGUGGUCAAGAGACCUGACCCACUCCCAAAGCUAAGGCCUGCCAAACUCCCCCUCUCUUCCUCCCCAGGUCCCCCCAGAGGGAAGGAGCUGCAGAGACAAGCCUACCCCCGGGUGGGGUGUAGUGCCAUCUGCUUGUUGCCUGACAACUGAGACCCUGCUACGGGGGACGGAAGAGGGUCAGAGGAAGGCCUGUGGGACAGAGGGCUGGGGCUGUGCAGGUCACCUCUGAGCAGUCAGGAGGGGAGGAAAGAAUGUGUGAUCGGACCGCGUGUGCCUGAUGGAGAAAGGGACCGGCAUUGCUGCGGGGUGAGGGACUUGCCUGGGGUCCAGCUUCUAUCCAUGUGUGGUCAGAGCCAUGAAAUCACCAGGAAGACUCCAUCCUUCAGUGGCUUACAGCCUGUGACUCCGCCUCCCUCCCCACACCGCCUACCCCUACCCCUUCCUCCCCUACACUCCCCUACCCCUUGGGCAUUUUCCGGCUUCACUGGAUGGAAGGACACUUAGGGACCUAGCAGUUGGCCAUGAUGUCUUGUCUUGUCAUUUUUUUUUUUUAUAACAAAACAGAACAAAACAAAAAAUCCUAGAUAA